CCCCCACUCUUCUCGAUGCAGGGAGAGGGAGAGACCGAGAUGCCCGCGAUUUACGCCCUCCAGACCCAAUUCUCUUAAUUCGCUUGAGUAACAGAAAUCCCCGGACAACCCUCUUGGACCAGGCUGGAACAAUACUGCCAUCAUGUGCGCUCAAAAGCGUGUGGGUUUCAUUCGAAGCCCCUCGUCAAUUAUUAAUCCAAGUGGGAUGAGGUCAAAAUUGUAUAAAGAGGAAGGGAUGACUCUUCACCCCAAGUUGCAAGACGAGAAUAUCACGAAGCGAUAGACAUAGAAAUUUUAACUAGUUCAAAUCCAACACCCCCUCAAAAGGCGAAAAUGGCCACUGCUCUUAAGAAAGCCCAACCCUUCAAGAAGGCACUCUGGUUCUCCGAAGCAGAGCUGCUAGAACGGCGGAAUCGGGCCGUGGAGCUCUUGAAACGAGAGAACCUCGACGGCUUUCUCUUCACGAAGCAAGAAUCCUUAUACUACCUAACCGGAUACGACACCUUUGGCUAUGUCUUCUUCCAAGCGAUGUAUUUCCACAUUGACGGAAGCAUGCGUCUGAUUACUCGAAUCCCGGAUCUUCGACAAGCGCUUUACACGUCUAUUUUGGAGCAAAAGAACAUCCUCAUUCGGUCCGAUGAUGUCACUAGCAACCCAGUGUCCCUAGUCUCGAAAGUCCUAAAAGAAUUCGGCAUUAACGAUUCUUCGAAAAAGCGGAUUGGCUAUGAGCCAGAUUCAUGCUCCCUGACGCAUAGGCUCGGUAAACUGCUGGACGAAGCAGUCAAAGACCUCUGCACGUUGGUCGACUACUCGAAUUUGCUUAACCAGGAGCUACGAAUGGUCAAAUCCGAAGCUGAGCUACGCAAGGUCCGGAAAGCUGCUUACCUUGCUGACUUUGCCCUCGUUCGAACGCUCAAACUGGCCAAACCCGGUGCCUAUGAAGGUGAUUUAUGGCGGGAGCUCAUUGGAACUGUAUAUGAAGGUGGUGGUGAUGAUCCGGCGAAUGAAAAUAUUCUUGUCUCUGGGAAUAAGUCGGUUCUUACCCGGUAUUCAACUGGAAAAGAUACGAUUGACAGGCAACUUACCCUCGAAUUUGCAUCAGCUUAUAAGCAUUACCAUUGCUGCCUGAUGAGAACAAUCCCAAUUGGGGGAAUCACCAAGCUGGCCCGUCGGAUGUUUGAAAUCACCAUCCUCCAGAUGAAAGCUUGUAUGGAGGCUCUCAAACCGGGGCGUGAAAUCGGUGAUGUAUUCGAAGCCUAUGCACGGGUUGCGGACGAAAACGGAUUUCGGGACCAACGAUUCAACUCCUGCGGGUAUAGCUUGGGCGCUACUUUCUCCCCAACCUGGAUGGAUUUCCCAAUGUUUGUCCGAGGCCAGAACGUUGUAGCCAGACCAGGGAUGAUCUUUUUCAUCCAUAUCAUUUUGAUGGACAAAGCAACCGAUACUGCCAGCUCCAUUGGUCAAACUGUCGAGGUGACCGAGGAUGGAUGUGUUUCGCUGUCCAAGUUGCCAUUCUGCCUUACUCGAAAGCAAACCAUUGCUGCGUGGAAGAAGAUCCGCAAGGAAGAGUACGGCUUCACGCCUGAAGAGGAGGACGAGGGUGAAAAUAUUCAGGAGGUUGACCUUUCUGACGGUGAGAUUGAUGCGGAGGACUAUGAUGUUGAGUAUGAUUUUAGCGAUUAUCAACCUGCUGCUGCUUCGGGAGAUCCAACGCAGAGCGCGUAGAAUUUUGUUGCAGGUCAGUCACUGCGGGGUUAUCAAAUAUCUGAGUGUAGUAAUAGCGAGCCCCUAGAUUGAUUCCCUAAGAAUAACCCGAGCCAUGAUGCGGAAAAUCCUUCACAGAAUUGCUUAGGCAAACAAAAAUUACAGCGCGCGCCGUCGGUAACAUUGUCUCUCUAUAUACAGUCACCUUUUAUAGCAAAUUCUAAUUCAGUUGUACUCGUUCAUUUUCGAGGUGAUCGCAUAAACCCCCGUUUGAGCUGUAGA
Molecule: messenger RNA, 1986 nt
Organism: Blastomyces gilchristii SLH14081
Lineage: Eukaryota; Fungi; Ascomycota; Eurotiomycetes; Onygenales; Ajellomycetaceae
Product: peptidase M24
Exons: 1
Coding region: 334-1725 (463 amino acids)
Source: RefSeq, a predicted model, not a curated record